CGCUGACCUCCUGAUAUCAGUCGCUUGCCUUUUUUAUGGAUCCACAAUGUACGUGAAGCAUUGUAUUGGUACUCUUAUUGUGCUCAUUGCUUUCUUUUGUCAAGUCUGGAGCCAAGAGACAACAAAUGAACCACCCAAGCAGAGACCCACAAAGGAUAUUUAUUUGGGUAUAGGUUCAUGGGCGGAUCUACCAUGUACAGAUGGAAUAAGUGAAGGUUUACAAUGGAGACGAAAUGGAUCCUUGGUGGGCUCAGGCCCUGUUCUAAACAUACGCAAUGCCAGCCUUGGAGAUAAAGGCAUCUACACAUGCCAUGGCCCUAAUGGAGAUACCAUUGAGAUGCUCCAUCUGCACUUGGGCUAUGCUCCAUCUCCACCAGAAGUGCAGUGCUGGAUUCCUAGUUAUCCAUUAAAAGCCCUGUGCUCCUGGACUCAGACGCCAGACCCUUUACUGCCAACUCAUUACAUCACCACCUACUGGUCUGAUAGUGAGGAGCAACUUCCAGCUGUGCAUUCAUGCCAGAAACAGAGAGAACAGGACAGGCAAUGUGUGGUAGAAGGAGUGGACCUUAACCCAGACACACAGUACCUGGUUAACAUCACAGCUGUCAACGCUCUAGGGAGCGCAACCCGUAUCCUGUCUAUCUCCCUUGAGGACAUCGUGAAGCCAGACCCUCCUGUUGACGUGAAGGCGACAGCUUUGCCAGGCAAGAAGGUCCAAGUUCAGUGGGCUCCUCCGCCAACCUGGACAGACCCUGUGACAUUCCCCCUCAAAUACAAAGUGCACUUCUACUGGGGCAAUCCUAACCUAGACAGCACCUUGGGUCCAUAUGAAACGGACAGCAUGGUUCGGAGCGGGCUCCCGGCAGGACGGACCUACCAAAUCCGCGUGUCUGCCAUGGACUUCCUGGGCUACGGCCUGAGCAGCGAGUGGAGUGACCCUGUGAGCAUAACUCUACCAAAGAGCUGAGCUGCACAGCCACCUAAACGUUUAGCAUGAGAGGAAAAUUGUAUAACUUGUGUAACAUGGGUGCACCCAUUCACCUCUCUAGAUAUUAAAAUGAAUGUCAUUUUAAUAAAGAUUUAUCAGCAGA
Messenger RNA from Pygocentrus nattereri (red-bellied piranha), 1091 nucleotides. It is a transcript of the gene ebi3, whose product is annotated as Epstein-Barr virus induced 3. NCBI's taxonomy places the organism in Eukaryota, Metazoa, Chordata, Actinopteri, Characiformes, Serrasalmidae. Gene Ontology annotation, cellular component: membrane; external side of plasma membrane. The record is from RefSeq and is a predicted model, not a curated record. Gene Ontology annotation, molecular function: protein binding; cytokine receptor activity. The transcript is spliced from 6 exons. Gene Ontology annotation, biological process: cytokine-mediated signaling pathway; immunoglobulin mediated immune response. The coding region runs from base 47 to 967 and encodes 306 amino acids.